GAGACGCCGCAAGAGACAAGGAGUGAGAAGAAGAGGAAAGAGGAGUGGAGAGAGAGAGAGGAGUUUGGAAGAAACACACGGACUCAGAUUACACGGACGGGUCUAAACACUCUCCCAAGAUGUCGAAGAAAAAGGAAAGCAGUUCUGUAAAGAUCAGCAAGAGUCAGGCCAACGAACUGGCUAUGCUGAUAGCUCGCAUGCAGAGCAAUGCAGACCAAGUGGAAAGGAACAUCCUGCGAUCAGAGGAGCUGCUGACCCUGGACACAAAGAAUGAUGCAAAAGAUCAGCCGAUGAUCCACCAGAAGGAGAGCGCAGGCAACCUGGCUAGUGCUGAGGGACUGCUGAAGGAUCUCUUCAUGGACGUGGACAAAGCCAAGAAGCUCCAGCACCCGCAGUCUAAGGAGAUAGAAAGAGAUGUGAGAAAUCUCCACGAGCGCUGGGCAAAGGACUGUGCCACCUACAGGGAACUGUAUGACCAGGUGCAGGACUUGGACCUGGCCCAGAAGAUUGACUGGGGUCCUCUGCUGGAUGAAAAACUGAGACAGCUGAAGGCAGAGGCCUACGGCCCCAACCUGUCUGAUGUGGAGAAGCAGAUUGCAGCACAUAACAUUCUGCACCAGGAGAUCGAGGCCUACAACGCCCAGCUGCAGCCCAGCACCAUCACCUCACCGGAGCAGUACGACGCCCUCAAGGAGAAAUAUGCUAAACUUCUCGAGAGCUCCCAGAGCAGGCGCAGCUCCCUGGCCUCUCUGUACGAGUACAUGCAGAGCUGCAGUAAGGAGCUGGUCUACUUGUCAGGCCAGCAGGAGAGGAUCCUCCAGAGAGACUGGAGCGAUCGCAUGGUCGACCCCCCAGGUGUCCGCAUGGAGUACGAGAAAUUCAAAAAUAACGGACUGCUAGCACAUGAGAGUGAGGUCAACCAGCUGCAGGAGAAAGGAGAUCAUCUGGUUGAAAUGAAACACCCUGGCACCCCAACAAUAAAGGCCCACAGAGACACGGUGCAGGCUGAGUGGCAAGCCUUUCUCAACCUGUGCAUCGCACAGGAAAUACACCUGGACAACAUCGAAGACUACAAGAAGUUCCAGCUGGAUGCAGAGACACUGUCUGAAUCCCUGCAGAGACUCAGUUCCAAUCUGGACCCGAAGUCUCUGGCCAACAAGAGCAACCCCGAAAUCCUGCUGGCGCUGGAGGGAGAUGAACCGGCCGUGAAGAGGAAUGAGCAGCGCCUGGCCGCCCUCAGGGAGAUCAGUGGCAACGUUGUGCCCCUGAAGCUGCGACGGAUCCAGCCCACCAAAUCCACCACUGCAGUGUCGCUGUGUGACUGGGCUGAUGAAGGGGACACAGUGAGACGUGGCGAGGAGCUCAUCCUCAAGUCCAACUCCGACAACAAGGACUGGAAGCUUCAGACCAGCAGUGGGAAGCUCAAAACCCUUCCUGGGGCAUGUUUCAUGGUCCCACCGCCUGAUGCUGAGGCCCUGGAGAAAGUAAACAGCCUGGACAAAGCACUGAUGGACCUGAAGAGCCGUAGAUCUGCUCUGAUGGCCUCCUUGAGGAACCCCACUGUGGAGGUGGUACGCCCUCAGAAGGCAGCCGCUGUACAAAGUGCUCCAGAGGAUCCCAAAGCUGCAGAGCUAGCCAGUGAAAUUGACAGGAUCAACAAAGCCCUGGAUAAGAUUGAAAAAGAAAUCCUGAGCCGCCUGAGGGCCCCGCUAGACAACCGCAACCCAGUGGAAGACCUGGCCAACCGGCUGGAAGAGCACAGGAAAUCUGCUCUGACUGUAAGGAAGCUGGAGUCUGAGAAGGCCGGGGUCCAGAGAGAGAUGGAGCCAAUUCUGGCCAAGAAACCCCUGGGACCCAUCGCCUCCACCCUGCCACUGAAACUCAGUGCUGCCAAUAAUAAGAUCGAUGACAUCAGCACCCUUAUUGAUCUUUAUGAUAAAAAAGCUGCAGCCUCCAUGUUCCUAGAAAGAGAAAUACAGAAGGUGGAAGGUAUGGUCUCUGGGUUUGAGGACCAGCUAGCCAAAGAUGGCACCAUCCUUGAUCAACCUAAUGCCCUCCAGAGUCGCAUCCAGCAGCUACAGGCAAUGCGUAAGGAUGUAGCCUCAAAGAAGGACGAGCUGAAUCAGCUGGGCCGAGACUUGGAUCUGACCCAGCAAGCGUGCAGCUCCCUGCAGCAGAGUUUCAAUGAAUACUGUCCUGACAUCCGCCGCCAGGAGAAUGAAGUGAAACAUCUGAAGAAUCGUUACACAAAUGUCAAUAAUCAGCUGCAGGAAAGGACUGCUCUCCUACAGGAAACAAACAAUAAAAACCACGAUCUCCAGAACACUUUUCAAUCACUGGAUUUCUUCUUGGUCAAUUUGCCCAAUAAUACGAUCAAACCUACUGACGAUGUGGCUCAGAUAACAGCCAAGCAGAGCUCCCAGAAGAAAGUGAUGGAGGACAUCAAGUGGAAAUCAGAUGAUUUAGACCGAUUCAAGGAUCUUUCCCAUGAUCUGCAGAGCCUCUUAAAUGAGUAUGAGGUUAAGUCAAACACUUACCGUGGCACUCUAAAGGAUGAGGAUGAGGAUGAGGAUGACAACGAUGACAACGACGAUGAGGAACCCGUUGCAAAGAUACGUCCAACCUUAACUAUGGCUCAGGCUGUGCAGAGAAAGGAGAAAGAUCUGCUGAACCUUUUCUCUGAGGUAUCUGCGGAGAACAACCAGCUACUCAGCCAGUUGGGGAUGGCAAAGAACAUAAUGGCCAGGAAUGAAGAGAAAAUCAGUCAAGUGGUUGUCAAUCAGCAGCUGCAGCUACAGAGCCAGAAGAAGGACCUUGAGCAAAGCUAUAGUCUGAAAAAGGAAUUAAGUGAGGAGGUUGAGAGACGCUUACAUGCUGAAAAUGACCUGGCAACAUUCCGCAAUAGGUUUAUGUCUCUGAAGAGCAGGAGAGGAGUGGAGAGGUUGGAGGAGAAGGAGGUGGUGCAGUACUAUCGUGACCCCAAACUGGAGGUCGAACUACAGUCCCUGAAAAAGCGGAUCCAGGACGAAGAAAUGAAGAGGUCACAAACCCAUUCAGAGAUCGAAAUUAUCAAUGAGAAGGUUCUCAAAAUGGAAACACAGCUGACCAAAAUCGAACAUAAACUGGUGACGAAGGUGCUGACUGAAUAUGAGAGAGACCCACAGCUUGACAAAGAGGCAGCCAGGAUCAGAAGUGAAAUGCAGAGGAUACAACUGGAGCUCCAAACAAGAAAAACAGAGGCAGUUCACGUGAAAACUGAACUCAACCUUCUGGCUCAGCAGCAACCUAAAAUUAGAGAGAAGAUUGUUAAGAAGGAAGUGGUGAAGCUUGAGAAGGAUCCGGAGAUGCUGAAAGCUGUUCUCAUGUUCCAGAAUGAUAUUGCGGACGAGGAGUCCCGGUCCAAGUCCCUAAAUGAUUACAUUUUUGGCACAAGGAGCCAGAUAAACACACUAGAAAGGGUCAUUCCCACCAUCCAACCCAAGAUAGUCACAAAGGUGGUGAAGCAAGUCCAGCAAGACCCAGAAAUGCUUGAAGAGUCAAAGAAACUACAAAUGGCCUUGGAAGAGGAGAAGGAUGAGAACGUUAUCUUGAUGAAGGACUUGACCACCCUUCAGCUGCGUUACGGUGAAGUGGAGAAGCUCAGGCCAAAAGUUGAGGUCAAAGAGAUCAUCAAUGAGAUCUACAGAGUCGAUCCUGAGACAGAAGUCGAGCUGGUACGUCUUAGGAAAGAGCUGCAGGACUCCAGCCGAAAGCGUACAGACCUGGAACAAGAAAUAACCACAGUGAUGACCACUCUGACUACUCUGCGUGCUCAGAAACCCAAAGUGGAGUACAAGGAGGUGACACAGGAAGUGAUCAAAGAGGAGAAGAGCCCAGAGGUCAUGAGGGAAUUGCAAAGGCUUAGCAACCAAGUCUCCCGUCUACAAGUUAACUAUGACACCACCCUGGAGUUGCUAACCCACCUACGUAAAGAGAGAGAUGAGCUGAAAGCUGAAAAAUCCAAAGUGGAGACAAAGCUAGUGAAUAAAGAGGUCAUCAAGUAUGAAAAUGAUCCUCUUCUUGAGAAAGAGGCUGACAGACUUCGAAGGAAUGUAAGAGAAGAGAUUCAGCAGCGUCGCAGUGUGGAGGAGUGUCUCUUUGACCUCCAGAACCAAUCCAUUGUUCUUGAAAGGCAAAAGCCAGAAGAGAAGAUCGUAAUGCAGGAAGUGGUACGUCUUCAGAAGGACCCUAAGCAGAUCCUGGAGCACGAGAAGUUGAACAAGUCCCUGGAUGAUGAAAUGAAAACCCGUAGGAAACUUGAGUUAGAGGUCAGACAGCUCAGAGCCCUGAUUCAAGAAAAAGAGAAUACGCUGGCUCAGAUGGAUGAUCGUCAGAGGAAGAUUCAAGUGGAGUCCGAGCUCAGGCAGAUCAAAUCUCGCGUUCUUGAACUGGAAAACGCUCCACCACCUGUUGAGGAAAAGAUCAUCAUUGAGGAGGUCUUGAAAGUGGAGAGGGAUCCAAAGCUGGAAAAACUAACUGACGGCAUUCGUGUUGACUUGGAGACCGAAGGCACCAAUAUUAGUCGUCUAGAGAGAGAAAUCCGCAACCUGAAGAUCAGAUUGGAAAUUCUUCAAAAGGAGAAGUCCAUUGAGAAGGUUGUUUACAGAGAAGUUGUUCGUGUUGAGAAAGACCCAGCAGUGGAGGCUGAAAGGGAACAUCUAAGAGAGCUAGUAACACAGGAGAGAAAUCUCAGACGGGACCAGGAGGAUGACAUUCAGAACAUCAACAUCAAAAUUUCCCAUCUGCAGACGUCAAAGUCUGUGAACUCUCAGGAGGAGAGCUCUCUCAUCAGUAAUAGAGAUUCUCUGCAGAGGGAAAAAGACGAUGUCCUCAAACAGCUCAGAAUGUUAGAGUCUCAAAGACAGGACAUCAACAUUACCUUCCAGCAGCAGUCCAAGCUGAUGAGCGAGAGAAACCAGAUGGCACGGCAAAGGAGUCUUAAGACAUCCUCGGAAAUCCAACGGCUAGAGAAAGAGAUCCUGAAUGAAAAAGACAAAAUACACCAGAAAGAGACACUCAUCACUGAGCUGCAGAGCAGCAUUCAGAAAGACGACCAGACUGAAACUCACACCAGAGAGACAAAUCUUUCCACGAAAAUCACCAUCCUGGAUCCAGAAACCGGUAAAGACUUGUCUCCUUAUGACGCCUACUUGCAGGGACUAAUUGAUCGCAACCAGUAUAUUAACUUGUCAGAGCUGGAGUGUGACUGGGAGGAGAUCACUUCAACUGGUCCAGAGGGGGAUACAACAAUUCUGCAGGACCGCAAGAGCGGGAAGCAGUACUCUGUCAAGGAUGCUCUGAAGAAUGGCCGCUUGACCCAGUAUGACGUGAUCCGCUACAAGGAAGGGAAAAUGUCCAUUUCUGAGUUUGCCCUCCUUGUUGUAGGGGAAACCAGAAAGCCCUACAUUCCUCCAAUAAAAGCCCCGAAAUCACCCACCAAACCCGCCCCAGCCUCUCCCUUGAAUUCCAUGCCAACCUCUCUGAGGUCCUCCUACACCAGCCUCAACACUAACCUCAGCGGCAGUUUGAACAACCUCACUGCUUCUACAGGCGAUGAGUACUUCCCAAUCUCUGGUAUUUUUGACACCACCACCGAAAGCCGCAUGUCCGUCAGAAGUGCUCUCACCCGCAAACUCAUUGAUAUCGACACAGCUCUAAAGUUGCUCGAGGCACAGGCAGCCUCCGGUGGAAUUAUUGAUCUCACCAAAAAGGACAAACUGUCUGUCCACAAGGCAGCCGAACAUGGUCUCAUUGAAACAGGCCACAUGUAUAAACUUCUGAAUGCCCAGAAAGCGUUCACCGGAGUCGAGGAUCCUGUGACCAAAGAGCGCCUCGCAGUAGGGCAGGCAGCGCAGAAAGGUUAUAUUCCCAAAGAAAAUGCAAGAAGGUACAUGGAGGCGCAGUACCUGACCGGUGGGUUGGUGGAUCCCAGUAAAGCAGGUCGCCUCACUAUCCAAGAAGCUGUUGCCACUAAUCUAAUUGACAGCGGGACAGCUAGCGAGCUGCAAGAUGAGGCUUCCCACACAAAAGAGCUUGUAGACCCCAUCACUAAAGAGAAGAUAUCGUACAAGCAGGCGAUGGAUCGGUGUAAGAGAGAUGUCAGCACUGGGCUCCUGCUGCUUCCUGCAACCUCCACUGAUGCCGCAAAUGCGCCAUCAUACUCAAACUAUCGGUUCAGCUCUUCUUACAACAAAGUUUAGAUGUGCGGUUUAAGUUGUACCUGGCCCUAGAGGUACAACUUGUUAAAAAAAAGAAAGAAAGAAAGAAAAAACAAAAAAAUUAUAUGUUAAUACACUUUUACAUUUUGAAAACACUGGAAAACAAAACAUGAUUUUUGGUGGAACUCUACAUGUGGAUCUGCUGGGUAAUGAGGGUAAUGUUUGGGUAAUGAGGGUAAUGUUUGUUUUAUAUGGUAUAUUAUUUUUUCAGCAUUCUCAAACUAAAUCCUUCAUAAGUGCUUAUUAAACUCCACAAGCUUUGCAUUCA
Toxotes jaculatrix (banded archerfish) is the source of this 6525-nucleotide messenger RNA. RefSeq names its product envoplakin b (gene evplb). NCBI's taxonomy places the organism in Eukaryota, Metazoa, Chordata, Actinopteri, Toxotidae. The record is from RefSeq and is a predicted model, not a curated record. The transcript has 22 exons. Gene Ontology annotation, molecular function: cadherin binding; structural molecule activity. Bases 120 to 6239 code for a protein of 2039 amino acids. Gene Ontology annotation, biological process: wound healing; intermediate filament cytoskeleton organization. Gene Ontology annotation, cellular component: cytoskeleton; intermediate filament; cytoplasm.